CUGCGCGUGAUUUCACAGUACGAAGUACCGCGUAUAAAAUCAGCCAACAAAAAUAUUGAUGAAGGAAUGUGGAUAUCCUAUAACCUAACAAUCGCUGUGCCAAGUGGCAAAGCCAAAAUGUCAUCGUAACAUUGUUUUUGAUGUACACUCCAUAUAAUCUUGCCUUGGAUUCGAGAUCGCUCCAUUUCAGAGUGGAUGUUGUUGAGACUUGAGGUCAAAUUGUGUGUACAAGGGAAAUAACCUGUGACGAUAUUAAAGACUGACUCGGAUUUUCUUGAAGCAACACAAUGGUUCCCAAGAUCAGAGUUUCUCUCGCAAGACGAAACGCGUCAAAACGUGAAAGAUUGGUCACAGGAUUUGUCUUAAUGAGUGUCAUGAUCAUUCUGUGGACGGAAGGAACCUCAGGCUCACUUCAACCAAACCUUACAAGUGUAGAGACCUGGGGCGAGACACAAAUCAAAGUUACCUGGGAACCCUUUCAUCUCGUGGAGAGCGAUGAGCCUCACUUUUAUGAAUUGUAUAUUGAUGAGCAUUUGGAGUAUUUUGGAAAUGACGUGAUUUAUAUAGCCAGACGACUUACCCCUGAUACAAUAUAUCAUUUCAAACUGCGCUCUUGUGUUCAAAAUAAUCAAGUUUGUUCCUUGUUUUCUAAAAUAUUAUCUGGCACCACGGCUCCUUCAGGAAAAUCUGGUUUCACAAAAUCCUCGAUCAAAUGGACUUUACUUGUUGUUGGUGUGACAAUUCUUACUUUUAUCACUUCAUUGCUUGGCUUGAAGAUAACCAGACGCUUGUGGAGAUCAUUUCUCUACAGAUACGAUUACGGAUCGGAAACAAAUCUUCAACUUCCGAAAUAUUCAGCUAGCACCGGAACUCUGGAUGAGGAUCUUGUGCCUUCUCUUUGUUUGGCAAAGACGGACGAUCCUGGGAAAAAUGGCGAAAAGCAAGUUUCGCUUGCAGAAGACGCUGACAGCGAUCAUUCACGCACGCGCGAACCCGAGGAUAACCACACAGGUGGAGCUCUUUCUGAAGAUAUUUCCUUGAGAAAAUAUUCUCAACAUCUAAAAGGUACGUCUGCAAUUGAAAGCAGAUGCGAUGUUUUAACCGACGAUGAAGGCAAGUCACAAAGCAACAGUUGUAAUUACACAGAGAAUGGUCCUAAAAUUUACCUUGAGAAAGAAACACAAUUAUCGUGCAAUGAAAAAACAGAAAACGACCAUUUUAAAUUGCAAAGAGCCCAUACAUCUCCAACGUUGAAUAUUUCAAAAGAUUUGACCUCAAAACACAAGAACAAAAGUCACAGAAGAACACGUUCUUUUGACGAUAAAAAACAGCAACUAAUAUUGCUGGAGCCUAAGAAUCGAAAGAGCUUUGAAAACAUCGCAAGUCAAGACAACUCAUGGACCAACGUCAAGCAUUCAAAUGAUUUGGUCAUCGUUGUCGACAACAGCAAUGUAUUCAUUGGCGCGCAGGAGUGUGCAGUCCGACAUAACCCCAAUGAACGCAAGAGAAAUAUUCGCGUGAAGAUUCAACAGUUGGUCAAAGUGUUUCAACGGGAGAGAAUGGUAUCACGCGCUUUUGUACAAGGAUCAAGUCCUCCCAUGACGGAGCAGGUGUGGCAAGUGUAUAGACGCUUAGGAUAUUGUGUUGAUGUUGAAGAUAGAAGAGGAAAGGACGAGCAGAGAGUUGACGAGGGUCUUCAUCUACAUAUAUACAAGGCUCUCCUGGAACUAUCCCCCCGCACUCUUGUCAUUGCCAGUGGCGAUGGCAACAAAGGGAAGUCAGAAUGCUCCACAAGUCUACCUGGUUGUGCAGAAGCUGCUUUGGGAAGAAAUUGGAGAGUAGAAGUUCAUUCCUGGCAGCAUUCGACAAGUAUGGAAUGGGUAAAACUUUCUAGGAAAUAUCCCAAACAGUUGACGAUUCACUACCUUGAUAGGUACAUAAAUAACAUAACGUUCGUGGAUGGGAAAUAUGGGAGGAAAUGUCUGCCAUUCCAGCCGGAGGUCCUGAAGAGUUCAAGUGAAAACCAUUAAUUUAUAUUGUAGUCAAAUAGAUUUAUUCCAUAGAGUUUAUAGUGUAUUAUUAAAAGGAUAUUUCAUAGUUUUUCAGUCUGAAUAUCUUUUUCUGCAACUCACACUCAUUGUUU
Molecule: messenger RNA, 2143 nt
Organism: Dendronephthya gigantea
Lineage: Eukaryota; Metazoa; Cnidaria; Anthozoa; Malacalcyonacea; Nephtheidae
Exons: 8
Coding region: 288-2030 (580 amino acids)
Molecular function (GO): protein binding
Source: RefSeq, a predicted model, not a curated record